Molecule: messenger RNA, 2463 nt
Organism: Orbicella faveolata
Lineage: Eukaryota; Metazoa; Cnidaria; Anthozoa; Scleractinia; Merulinidae
Product: high affinity cGMP-specific 3',5'-cyclic phosphodiesterase 9A-like
Biological process (GO): signal transduction
Molecular function (GO): 3',5'-cyclic-nucleotide phosphodiesterase activity
Source: RefSeq, a predicted model, not a curated record
GAUGAGCAGCAGUUUAAUGCUCUUCCAAUUGAGUAUUACACAUGUUUAUCCCGUUUAGAGAGAUGUAAUGUAGUGUUAGAAGGCGUAAUCUCCUCGAUGACCUUUCCUCGGAGAAAAUGACCACAAAAAUGGUUUAUUUUACUGUGGGAGGCAAGCCCGAGCAGGCAGAGUUUUCGUCCGAUUUUCCCGCGGACGAAAUCAAAGAUUUGUUUCGCUGCGCGGCGGAAGCCGGUCCAUAUGACAUUCUAAAGCUCUACAACACAAGGGGAAAUCUUGUCAACAUUUCGCCAGCCCUUCAGGAAAAUACACCAGAGACACGCUACAAGCUGGAAGUUGUUGCCGCAAAUUGUGCAAGCUGCGGAUUUUGUGAUUCAGAGUCAGGAUGCACACUAGAUGCUGUAGAAGCAAGACUUCAAGCAUUGGAAAGAAGUCUCAUCAUAGAAAAUGGAGAAACAUCUCCUGUUGUCCAAGAUAUGAAGCUUAAAGUCAAUUCCUUUAAGGAGAAGUUAGAGAGUGUUGAGCACCUUAGUUGGUUGGGUCUGUUUAAAGAGAUGUCAAGUGGUACAUCCAAGAGACCCUCGUCAGAGAAACACAGUUUACGAAGAAGAACCUCUAGUGAACUCAACUCUGUUCUUGAAAAAUUUAAAAAGUUGUCGAAUGCAGAACUCACAGAUCAGACAAGGAAUCUUUUAAGAAAGCCUUCAUUUGAUAAUUGGCAGUGGGAAGAUGCCGAAAUGUUAUACUUACUUCAGCAGAUGUAUACAGACUUAAACUUGAUAGAAAUAUUUAACAUUGAGAUACCCAUCCUACAGAACUUUUUAUUCGAGGUUUUCAGGAAUUAUAAUGCAACUCCUUUUCACAACUUUAGACAUGCUUUCUGUGUAACCCAAAUGAUGUAUGGUUUAAUCUGGUUGACACAAAUCCCUGGCAAGGUGCAAGAUUGUGAUGUGCUUGUGAUGUUAACGUCUGCACUGUGUCAUGACCUGGACCAUCCGGGCUACAAUAACGCUUAUCAGGUGAAUGCCAGAACAGAGCUCGCCAUAAGAUACAAUGACAUCUCACCACUUGAAAACCAUCACUGUGCAGUAGCAUUUGAUAUCAUCUCCCAGCCCCAUUGCGAUAUUAUCAAGAACGUUAGCCAAGACGUUUUCAGGAAAUUCCGAGAAGGCAUGAUCAAAUGUAUUUUGUCAACGGAUAUGGCAAGACACAACGAAAUCUUAAACAAAUUUAAAGACAUUUUGGCGGAUGGUUUUAGCUUUGAAAACGAGGUUCACAAGUCUAUGUUGAUGCAGAUUAUGAUUAAAGUAUCGGAUGUAUCAAACGAAGCUAGACCGAUGGAGGUCGCCGAGCCUUGGCUGGACUGCCUGUUGCAGGAAUUCUUCAUCCAGAGUGAUGUGGAAAAGCUGGAAGGAUUGCCAGUAGCACCUUUUAUGGACAGAGACAAGGUCACCAAACCGUCAGCUCAGAUUGGUUUCAUACGCUUUGUUUUAACUCCUUUGUUUGAAGCUCUUGGACAGCUCUUUCCAGUCCUGGAGGGGCCUCUUAUCGCGCCAGUUCGAAAAGCUUUGAGCUACUACACUCAUAUGGGCAAAACAAUGGAGGAGGAACUGAAGAAACAAGAAAAGAAACACUCCAGAGAAGAACAUCAAGAAAAAAUAGAAACCAAAGUCGAUAUUAUAGAAACGACGGAAGAGAAACAAGAAACUAUUGAGACGACGGAAGAAAAACAAGAAAAGAUACUGCUGAAAGAGGAACAAACUGACAAUAAUGUAGAAUCCUAAGAGGCAAUCAGGCAGCAAAAAUAAGUGUGUGGAUUCUCGGAUUCCGCGUCUACCGUCGCCCGCCUAGUUACAUUAUAAACAAGCAAAGGUUUACUGGAGGAUGUUGGAAAUAGUUUUCAACUGAACGGAGAUCCAGUAAUUCUUUGUUGGAGUUAGAAUCCACCGAGAAUUUUUUUUGUCGUCAUUACGCUACAACUGAAAUUUUUGGUCAUCCGCUGGCAACCUCGUUGUCAGGGUCGGCGAGAGACUCUUGGAACGAGGGUUUUCGCUCGGCACCAACCUUGACCUUUUUAAUACAUAACGAUUUUAAACUCCGUUCGAUGAUUGGUUGAGCAACACGUGAUCAGUAAUUGCCACGCAAGUGUUUCUCUCGCUGCUCGCAAUAUCGUUGCCCGGUAGAUGAGUACCACGUGGUAAAUUUUGGCCAAUGGCGCAACAGAAAAAUUACUGGUGGAUUCAUAAAUGUAUAUUUACUUAAUAUUUAUUGACAGAUUAUGGAGAAUGGACUUCAUAUUUUCAUACUCUUGUACAAUAUUGAACAUUUCAAACGAAUGAAAUCGUUCACAAAGAUCAAAGCAUUGCAAAAACCGAUUUAUACAAAACCAACCCUUUCUAUUUCAUGAAUUAUGUAAUUUCACAAACCGAACAUGCGAACAUGUCCACUUUUCAUUACACUUUUCAA